Prorocentrum cordatum is the source of this 800-nucleotide messenger RNA. The record is from the annotation of a GenBank genome assembly. Lineage: Eukaryota; Dinophyceae; Prorocentrales; Prorocentraceae.
GGCGAGCGCUGAGCCUCGGCGGCGCGGCCACGUCGGCGCCCGCGCACGCCUCGCAGAGGCCGCCGCCGCCCCGACGGCGAGCAGCGGCUGGGCGAGGCGGGCCACGUCCGCGGCGCCCUCCUCGCGCCUGGAGCGACGGCUGGCGGCUGGGCGCGCGGGCGGCGGCGCUCGUGGCCUGCGCCCGCGUGGCCUGCGGCACUGCCGCUCGGCGCCGCUGCGGCGGCGGCGGCGGCGGCGCCGCCGCGCCGGCCGCCGCGACGCCCUGGGGGCUCUACCUGGCCGCCCUGCGCAGCUCCCCCGUGCUCACGAAGGGGGCCACCUCCGCCGCGCUGGCGGCGCUGGGCGACCUGCUGGCGCAGCUGCUGGGCGGCCAGGGCGCCGCGCAGGCCAUCGACGCGGCUCGCCUCUGCCGGUUCGCAGCGGUGAACGGGAUCCUGGUGGGCCCCGCGUUCCACGUGUGGUACUCCGAGGAGGGCGAGUACGGUUGGCUCAGCACGGCCGUCGCCCAGCGUGGCCUGCGCGGCGCACUGCGGAGGACGAUUCUGGACCAGCUGGUCUUCUCGCCGGCGUUCCUCUUUGUCUUCCUGUCCUGCGUUCGGUCCACCUCGGCGUCUCCGGUGGCUUUGAUGCCUCCUCCACUGGAGCUCUGGCUGAAGGCAAGCUGCGCGAACUGGCUGGUGCUGCCCAUCACGCAGUUCAUGAACUUCUUAGUGGUGCCUGUCCAGUUACAGGUGCUGUUCAGCAACGUUGUCGCUGUCGGCAUGAGCGCCGUCAUGUCGUAUCUGGCGUCGUCCCCGUAG